Messenger RNA from Anas platyrhynchos (mallard), 1470 nucleotides. The record is from RefSeq and is a predicted model, not a curated record. Lineage: Eukaryota; Metazoa; Chordata; Aves; Anseriformes; Anatidae.
CCCGGCCCCGAGGGGGCGCCCACGGGGGGCACGGACACGGCCGGGCGCUGAGCGGCGGCUGCCGGGAGGGGCUGGGCGCGAGCAGGCGGCGUUCAACCGCGGGGCCGGGAGAACGAACGCGCCCCCGGGAACAGCCUCAACCCGGAGGGGGAAACGCGGCCGGGCGGUGCCGUGCCUCGGCCUCAGCCUCGACCUGCUGCUCGUGAGCUGCGCCGGCCGGGCCUCCGGCUGCUGAGACCGGCGUUAUGGAGAGCGAGCUGCUCCCGGCCGGGACCGGCCCCAGCACGGGUCCAGAACCGGACCCGCCGGCCGCUGAGGGGCCCUGGCCCUUGCCCCGCGGCGCGGCCACGGAGGCGGCCCAGUGGGACUCGGCGGAGCCCGCGGCCCCGGAGCGGCAGAACCUCCUGGGCCUGCGGCGGCUGCAGCGGCACGGCCAGGAGCAGGCCCGGUUCCCCCUGCACCGGCUGCUGGUGACGGCGCGGCUGGGCGAGGCGGUGGCGGAGCAGGAGGUGGCAGGUUAUCACAGAGGAUUGUUUGAAUAUGCCUCAAAAUACAACUCAAGAGAACCAGUCUCAGGUCUGCUGCUUGUCUGUUCAAGCUAUGUUCUUCAUGUAGUGGAGUCUUGCAGCAGCACAAUACAUCUCGUCAUCCGAGAUCUAGCUUCUCUCCAAGAUCAAGGUCCCAGUGCUUUACUUCAGGACAUUAAAGUUGCAGUGGUAGCACAUAACAUCCCCACCAGACAGUUCCCAGACUGGAAUGUGUCAGUGGUGACAUCUCCUGUGACACAUCUAGAAGACACAACAGAGUCACAGCCUGCAGAAGGGACAGUCACAGAGUGUCUUAAUCUCCUGUUCAGAGUGGCAGCCUGCACACCAAAACCUGCUGAGGACGACAGUGAGGACGUGACCGACAGUCCGUACAUUCUUGUACCCGACCUGCAAAUCCCAGCAGAGACAAUUAGCCGUUUGUGCAGAGCCAAAGAAUGUACAAGCCCAGGAGACUUCCUGAGAAUGUAUUUAAGUCCGUUACAACUUGCCCUGGAUUCAGAAGCCGUUUGGCCCAUUCCCUCCCACUUCUCUGCAUGAUCCGGGCUGUGCCCAGCACUUCUCCCGAGGGAUCCAGGUGUUAAGGAAGAGGCACGUUCAGUCCCAGGCCCUGUCUUCUGCAGCCCGUGAAUGAAGAGCACACGGAGCAGGCAGUGCCCUGCUAGCUGUGAAGCCCCGGGGAGGAGCACACGGCCUCCAGGGCAGAGCUUUGCUUCUGAGGGAGCGCGAACCACGGGCACUCUGUGUGCACGCCAAUAAACAGGCCUCAGGCUGACAAAAGAGGGUCUUUAAUUUUUAUAAAUGUUCACCAACCGAUGCAUCAAACCCGAUGUUCAAAGUUCUUUCAGAAUUCAACCGUUUUCAAUGAAAGCAAAAAAAAAAAAAACACUUCCACAGUUUUACCUCAAAACUCUUGCAAGUUUCA